Messenger RNA from Gaeumannomyces tritici R3-111a-1, 2069 nucleotides. Its product is annotated as phenylalanyl-tRNA synthetase subunit alpha. Gene Ontology annotation, molecular function: phenylalanine-tRNA ligase activity; ATP binding; tRNA binding. Gene Ontology annotation, biological process: phenylalanyl-tRNA aminoacylation. The record is from RefSeq and is a predicted model, not a curated record. NCBI's taxonomy places the organism in Eukaryota, Fungi, Ascomycota, Sordariomycetes, Magnaporthales, Magnaporthaceae. The coding region runs from base 175 to 1737 and encodes 520 amino acids. Gene Ontology annotation, cellular component: phenylalanine-tRNA ligase complex; cytosol; cytoplasm. The transcript has 3 exons.
GUGACGCAUGCCCGGCGCAACGACACCCGUGCCGCUUGCCCGCCGUUCCUUCUAAUUCCGCCUGUGAUUCAUGGGACGACGAAUUACAACCAUUUCUUGAGCGGCUGAAGGAACUCUUUCUCUUUCUCUCUCUUUGCCCUAACAACCCAACAAGCCACAUCUCGCUAGCCCGCCAUGUCGGCUUCAAAUAGCCAAGGCUCCCCCUCGGGAGACCUGGCGUUGGACAUCCUGACGGCCCUUUCGCAAAAGGAGCCCAUCCUUACUACCGACACCUUUCCCGAUACCAAGUUCGUCGAGCUCAAGAGCGCACUCGACAGGCUCAGCUCGCGGUCCAUGGUGGCUUACAAAACCAUUGACCGGGAAGAGUGCCUCUUGGAGCCCGAGGCCGAGAAGAUCGCCGCCAGUGGCAGCCACGAGGCCCGCGUUUUCGAGGCAUUGCGCGCUGCUGUCGAGGGUCUGACUGUCUCAGAGCUUGAGCAAGCAGUCGGAGACAAGGCCGUCACCAAGCUGGGCCAGGGCAAGGCCUUCAAAGAGAAGUGGAUCUCCAAGUCCAAGGACGGCAAGAAGCUUAUGGCUGUGGCCGAGUCGAUCCAGGACGUUACGCGCGAGCAGCUCCUCACUAUUCAGUCCUCGCGCACCCACCCUGACCCCAAAGUGCUCGCCGAUCUCAAAAAGCGCAAGCUUAUUAGGUCGCAAAAGGUCAUCAGCUUCGAGCUGUCCAAGGGCCCCAAGUUUGCGCUAGAAAUCGCAAAGGAGGAGACGGACCUCACGGCUGAAAUGUUGGCCUCGGGCGCCUGGAAGACGGCCACCUUCAAGCCGUACAACUUCAACGCUCUAGGCGCCAACCAGGAUGCCGGCGCCCUGCACCCCCUCAGCAAGGUCCGCACCGAGUUCCGUCAGAUUUUCUUCGAAAUGGGCUUCGAGGAGAUGCCGACAGACCGGUACGUCGAGUCGGGCUUCUGGAACUUCGACGCCCUGUACGUGCCCCAGCAGCACCCCGCCCGCGACCUGCAGGACACCUUCUACAUCUCGGACCCCAAAGCCGCCGACCCGCCACGCCCCUCGUCCAACGACGCAGCCUCGCAGGCCGGUUACGACGAGUACUGGAAGAAUGUUCGGCAGGUACACGAGUCGGGCAAGUACGGAUCUAUAGGCUACCGGUACCCCUGGUCGCCCGACGAGUCUCUGCGGCUGGUGUUGCGAACGCACACGACGGCUAUUUCGACGUCUAUGCUGCACCGCCUCGCUAGCACCAAGGGCCCCGACGGACGCCCGCCGCCCGCGCGCUACUUCUCCAUUGACCGCGUGUUCAGGAACGAGACUGUCGACGCUACGCAUCUGGCCGAGUUCCACCAGGUAGAAGGCGUCAUCGCCGACUACGGCCUGGCGCUGGGAGGCCUCAUGGAGUUCAUGGAGAUCUUCUUCAACAAGAUGGGCCUCACAGACCUGCAGUUCAAGCCCGCGUACAACCCUUACACGGAGCCCAGCAUGGAGAUUUUCGCAUACCACCAGGGACUGGGUAAGCUAGUCGAGAUUGGCAAUAGCGGCAUGUUCCGCCCCGAGAUGCUCGAGUCCAUGGGUCUCCCCAAAGACAUGAGAGUCUACGGCUGGGGCCUGAGUCUGGAACGCCCAACCAUGAUCAAGUACGGCAUCUCCAACAUCAGGGAGCUGGUGGGUCACAAGGUCGACCUGAACUUCAUCGCCACAAAUCCGGCAGUGAGGUUAGACAAGGACUAAGCGGCCUGUCGCUAGGCCGGGACAACUUCACUUCUCUUCUUGGGCCUGUGGCAUUGUAGGGCUAUAUAUGGUGCUUAUUUUCAUGGAAGUGCCUUGGACAGAGUUAUAAAUGUUGGUUCAACAAGGCCUAGGGAGGGAAGGAGGCUAAAAAUGAAGAAUAAAAGUAAACAAAAACACAAAAAAAAAGAUUAAACGGCACAUAAAGAGAGAACUUGAAGGGAUGUUGGAGUCCGUAGUCAGCUGGAUACGAGCUAUAGCUAAACUCUAGAAUGCAUUGAUUGAGGACUACUUUUGCUGUUGGAUAUUGGCCAUUUCAUUGCGCUCAACCUAAA